Molecule: messenger RNA, 3542 nt
Organism: Strigops habroptila (Kakapo)
Lineage: Eukaryota; Metazoa; Chordata; Aves; Psittaciformes; Psittacidae
Gene: TNPO2
Product: transportin 2
Exons: 25
Coding region: 219-2882 (887 amino acids)
Biological process (GO): protein import into nucleus
Cellular component (GO): cytoplasm; nucleus
Molecular function (GO): small GTPase binding; nuclear import signal receptor activity
Source: RefSeq, a predicted model, not a curated record
CUUCCCGCGCGGGGCGGACGGUGGCCGCCGGGGGUCAGCGCCCGCGUGUCGCGCUCGGGCCCCGCCGGUGCUUCCCCCCCCCCCCCUUCCCCCGUUAACCUCCCCCCCCCCAUCCCCGGUGUGUCCGGGAUCCCCUUUCCCCCCACCUUCCACGUGCACCGGGACCCCCCCUUUCCCUUCUCCAAGCCCGGACAGGCUGUGUGCCCCCCCCCGAGGCCAUGGACUGGCAGCCGGAUGAGCAGGGCCUGCAGCAGGUCCUGCAGCUGCUCAAGGACUCGCAGUCACCCAACACGGCCACGCAGCGCGUCGUGCAGGAUAAACUGAAGCAGCUGAACCAAUUCCCCGACUUCAACAACUACUUGAUCUUCGUCCUCACGCGCCUCAAGUCUGAAGAUGAGCCAACACGGUCUCUGAGCGGCCUCAUCCUGAAGAACAACGUUAAAGCCCAUUUCCAGAGCUUCCCGCAGCCUGUGGCUGAGUUCAUCAAGCAGGAAUGUCUCAACAACAUCGGCGAUGCCUCCUCCCUCAUCCGGGCUACUAUUGGCAUCCUCAUCACCACCAUCGCUUCCAAGGGGGAGCUGCAGAUGUGGCCGGAGCUUCUCCCUCAGCUCUGCAACCUCCUCAACUCCGAGGACUACAACACGUGUGAGGGAGCGUUUGGGGCCCUGCAGAAGAUCUGUGAGGACUCCUCCGAGCUCCUGGAUAGCGACGCGCUCAACCGGCCCCUCAACGUCAUGAUCCCCAAGUUCCUUCAGUUCUUCAAGCACUGCAGCCCCAAGAUCAGGUCCCACGCCAUCGCCUGCGUCAACCAGUUCAUCAUGGACCGGGCUCAGGCGCUGAUGGAGAACAUCGACACCUUCAUCGAGCACCUCUUUGCUUUGGCUGUGGAUGAGGACCCCGAGGUGCGGAAGAAUGUGUGCCGCGCGCUGGUGAUGCUGCUGGAGGUGCGCAUCGACCGCCUCAUCCCCCACAUGCACAGCAUCAUCCAGUACAUGCUGCAGCGGACACAGGACAGCGACGAGAACGUGGCCCUGGAGGCCUGUGAGUUCUGGUUGACGUUGGCCGAGCAGCCCAUCUGCAAGGAGGUGCUGACCUCCCAUCUGGUGCAGCUUAUCCCCAUCCUGGUGAAUGGCAUGAAGUACUCGGAGAUCGACAUCAUCCUGCUCAAGGGUGACGUGGAGGAGGACGAGGCCAUUCCCGACAGCGAGCAGGACAUCAAGCCCCGCUUCCACAAGUCCCGCACGGUGACGCUGCAGCACGAGGAGGAGCGGGCGCAGGACCCCGAGGACGCAGAGGAUGAGGAUGACGAUGACACCCUCUCAGAUUGGAACCUGAGGAAGUGCUCGGCCGCCGCGCUGGAUGUCCUGGCCAACGUCUUCCGGGAAGAGCUGCUCCCGCAUCUGCUGCCGCUGCUCAAGGAGCUGCUCUUCCACCCCGAGUGGGUCAUCAAGGAGUCGGGCAUCCUGGUGCUGGGCGCCAUCGCUGAAGGCUGCAUGCAGGGCAUGGUGCCCUACCUGCCCGAGCUCAUCCCGCACCUCAUCCGGUGCCUGGCGGACAAGAAGGCGCUGGUGCGCUCCAUCGCCUGCUGGACGCUGAGCCGCUACGCGCACUGGGUGGUGAGCCAGCCCCCCGACAUGUACCUCAAGCCCCUCAUGACCGAGCUCCUCAAGCGCAUCCUCGACAGCAACAAGCGGGUGCAGGAGGCUGCCUGCAGCGCCUUCGCCACGCUGGAGGAGGAGGCGUGCACGGAGCUGGUGCCGUACCUCAGCUUCAUCCUGGACACGCUGGUCUUCGCCUUUGGCAAGUACCAGCACAAGAACCUGCUCAUCCUCUACGACGCCAUCGGGACGUUGGCUGACUCCGUGGGGCACCACCUCAACCAGCCGGAAUACAUCCAGAAGCUGAUGCCUCCACUCAUCCAGAAGUGGAAUGAGCUGAAGGAUGAAGACAAGGACCUUUUCCCGCUGCUGGAGUGCUUGUCCUCGGUGGCCACCGCGCUGCAGAGCGGCUUCCUGCCCUACUGCGAGCCCGUCUACCAGCGCUGCGUCACCCUGGUGCAGAAGACACUGGCUCAAGCCAUGAUGUACAACCAGCACCCGGAGCAGUAUGAAGCCCCUGAUAAGGAUUUCAUGAUCGUGGCCCUGGACCUGCUCAGUGGUUUGGCCGAAGGUCUCGGCUGCCACGUGGAGCAGUUGGUGGCUCGGAGCAACAUCAUGACGCUGCUUUUCCAGUGCAUGCAGGACACCAUGCCCGAGGUGCGGCAGAGCUCCUUUGCCCUCUUGGGUGACCUCACCAAGGCUUGUUUCGUGCACGUCAAGCCCUGCAUUGCUGAAUUCAUGCCCAUCCUGGGCACCAACCUCAACCCCGAGUUCAUCUCUGUGUGCAACAACGCGACCUGGGCCAUUGGGGAGAUCUGCAUGCAGAUGGGGGCAGAGAUGCAGCCGUACGUCCAGAUGGUGCUCAACAACCUGGUAGAGAUCAUCAACCGCCCCAACACCCCCAAAACCCUCCUGGAAAACACAGCCAUCACCAUCGGGCGCUUGGGCUUCGUGUGCCCGCAGGAGGUGGCCCCCAUGCUGCAGCAGUUCAUCCGGCCCUGGUGCACAUCCCUCCGGAACAUCCGGGACAACGAGGAGAAGGACUCGGCUUUCCGAGGCAUCUGUGUGAUGAUCGGGGUGAACCCGGGGGGGGUCGUGCAGGACUUCAUCUUCUUCUGCGAUGCUGUCGCCUCCUGGGUGAGCCCCAAAGACGACCUGCGGGACAUGUUCUAUAAGAUCCUUCAUGGCUUCAAGGACCAGGUUGGGGAGGAGAACUGGCAGCAGUUUUCGGAGCAGUUCCCACCUUUGCUCAAGGACCGGCUGGCGGCGUUCUAUGGGGUCUAGGCCAGGCCAAAGCACCGGAACCAGGUCGGGAAGCCGUCGGGACAGCGGCUGGGAGCGGGCGUGUCCCCCCCCACCGCACCCGGGGAGGGGUUUGGGGGGGCCCCGGCGCUGCACCCCAUCCCCUGGGGGGGUCCCCGCCAUUGCUUUCACCCCCGGGGCGGGGAGGGGGAAGGAAGGGAAGGGGGGGUUGGGGGUAGGGGGGGGUAGCCCUACAGAGGGGGGCACCCCAAAUCCCUUGGUGGGGGGGGGAGGGGAGAGCAAAAACCGGGGCGAAAGGGUCCAAAACCGGCGGUUCCCCCCCCCCUUUUUCCGUUGUAGGAUGUUCCCACCCCUCCCCCGCAUGGUGCCCCCCCCCGCCCCAUCCUCAUGCAUAGAACACGUAGAGCGGCCCCAGCCGGGGUUGGGGGGGGGGGGGGGAAGCGGGGGGCCGGGGGGGGGCCGGGCCGAGCCGCCGCCGUUGUGCUUCGUCGUGAGCGAGUCGGUGCCACGUUUCUUGUGGUUUCUUUCCCCGUUUUGUUCCGUUUUUUACCGUUUACAGGGCGGGAAUUGGGGGGCGGGGGGGGGGGGGGGGGCGAGGGUGUCCCGCAGGGACGGGGUGCGGGGGGGAGGGGGCCGUGUUUCCCCCCCCCCGUUUCCUGCUCGGUAAAGAGUCCGUUGUUG